This is a messenger RNA of Haliotis rufescens (red abalone), 2009 nucleotides long. RefSeq lists its product as uncharacterized. The coding region runs from base 97 to 837 and encodes 246 amino acids. NCBI's taxonomy places the organism in Eukaryota, Metazoa, Mollusca, Gastropoda, Lepetellida, Haliotidae. The record is from RefSeq and is a predicted model, not a curated record. The transcript is spliced from 4 exons.
ACCGGACAGUGUGGCACAGCUUCCACUAACACACAACUGUACGUAUUCCUGUUGUGUUGAGCUUACAGAACACAUCAUGACACUGUUGAAGUUCAUAUGUAUGACGUAUCUGAUAAUUUCUUCGAAAGUAGAGACUGUAAACCCUGCCCUGUCAACUGCCUUCACAACAUGUGCCACUCGGACAACGGGAAGUGUACAGACGGAUGUACACGUGGCUUCUAUGGUGGACUCUGCCAGCACACGUGUGAAGUGUGUCUUGAUGGUGUCUGUGAUCAGAAGAUUGGUACCUGCACCAAAGGCUGCCACCUGACUGAACUGAAGUGUGAUUCUACCUGCACGUUCAACUGUUCUAUAGCGGAAUGCCGGAAAGCGGAACAUUGCAACCAAGGUGAUAGUGACACCAGCAUUGUUGACCUGAAGAUUGGACUAUCAGCAGCCUUUUCACUUUUUGUAGUAAUCAUCCUGCUGGCCUUAUCACCCAUCUACUGCAAACAUUUAAGAACUUUUAAACAGCACACAAUACAGGGAAUUAUACCACAUGAAGCACCAAGUCAUGAGGACCAGGUACCCCCGGACUACUGUGAAAUCAGAGACGAAGAUGUGGACAUCGUGUAUGAGCUGCCAACGAUAAGAGGAGACGAAUCAGUAACUGGAGCUGCCCCUGCCAUACCUGUUCUAACAGACUGCUUUGUAGCAGACUGCGAUAGUGCAGACAAUGAUGCUGCUUCGUCCGAGGAGCCAUGCGUUGACGAUAACACAUACACUCACCUCGUGCGACCGGUUGUUGUUGAGCGGCCGGAAACAGUAGUGAACUAUGUACCUCCAAUCGAAGAGUGAUACAAUAUUACUACAGCAUGCUUUGUCUACAAAUGAUUCUGUAUUUUGUUUUGUUUUUGUCAAAUUAUCUGCAGUCAGUCACCAAAUGUUACACAAUCGGACAAACAUUAACAUAGACAAAAUAUAACAUGUUUAAAAGCAACAUUGAGACAGAGGAAAUUCGUAAUCAUAAUGUCUCCCUGGUGAUUAUUAUACGGGGUUCAAUAUGGAAAGUGAGGUAUCCAAUUUUAUAUACAAAAAGGGUGUGUAAUUUUAUCAUUCUGACAAUAUAUAUUAGUAAUAAGGGUUUUCAGACAAAGACAGACGCGGGGGGUACUGUUGAUCACUCCUAACCUGCAUAACCUCAGCUGUCAUAAUACUACCAUUGGCAGGAAGAGUCCAGUCGUUUUAUGAACAAGCCUGUAACUGAGUUUUGUCGAUCGAUGUGAUGGUCACCUACUACCGUCGCAAUGUGUCUCCCCGCCUUGUUGGGUGAAGGUUUUUCGAGACAGAUAAUUUUUAUUUUUAACCAUACUUAACCUCACUUUUGGUAUCAAUUGGGUUAUGUCCGGGUUUCGGUUAGUUUCAUAACGAUAUGGAUGCAAGCGUGUGUUUACAUUAUCAAUGAGUACAUAAUUAUAAGGACAUUUUGUAAAUACAUUUAUUUCAGAGAGCAGUUGGCAUGUUGAAUUUCACCUACUGCAUUUUACCUACAAUUGUUGCUAUUUGCCAGAAUCAAUUUAUUUGUUUCAAUUUUGUUAUUGUUUUAUUGAUUUGUUUAGAUUUUGCUUUCUGUGUUUAUGAUGGGUCGAAUGUUUCAUUUUUUUCCAGACCUCGAUUUCAUUUCCACAUUUUAUGUAUCGUUUCACUUGUACAAGAUUUAUAGAUUUCGAUGUUAAGACCAAGAAGAUGCAGAUGUAUUUAUGAAAGAUAAAAAAGGACAUUGCUUAGAUUUAGUAUGUUCACUUUGUUAACUUUGUUAACCUUUCCACUCCUUUUAGAAAUAUGAAAUUAAAGGUUACUGAGUGAUGUGCCAGUUAAAAGUGUGAAUGUCAAAUAUACACGUGUAUGUACACUUUAUAAGAAAGGAUUGUAAAUAUUCGAAGAACUUUAUUCGUGUAUAUAUUAAUUUCAAUCUAUGCAUAUGGUUAUUGCCUUGUCAAAGGGACACUUUAAACAGGCAUGUUAGCCGA